Daucus carota subsp. sativus is the source of this 1857-nucleotide messenger RNA. Its product is annotated as NAC domain-containing protein 2-like. NCBI's taxonomy places the organism in Eukaryota, Viridiplantae, Streptophyta, Magnoliopsida, Apiales, Apiaceae. Bases 239 to 1585 code for a protein of 448 amino acids. The transcript is spliced from 3 exons. Gene Ontology annotation, biological process: regulation of DNA-templated transcription. Gene Ontology annotation, molecular function: DNA binding. The record is from RefSeq and is a predicted model, not a curated record.
GCGCCUAUAUAAAUCUCUGCAGCGGCUGAAUUACACCAACAGACCACUAGUAUACAUUAUACAGACUACAGAGAGAGAUUAUUAGAGAGAGAGAAGCCAUUCGAGAGAGGGAGAGAGAGAGAGAGAUUAGCUAUUAGAGAGAGAGAGGUUAGCUAUUCAGGAGAGAGAGAUUAGCUACUAGAGAGAGAGAGAGGGCGAGAGAGAGGGAGAGAGAUUCUUGGUAAAACCCAGUGCAUUAAUGGGGAAGGUAACUUUAGGCUACAAAUUUAAACCAAACGUGGACGAGGCAUUCAAAUACUUACGCAAAAAGGUGUACAAUAUUCAAGAACCAAAUGUGGAGUUUGAGUCGCUCAAGGAAAUUGAUGUUUAUCAGUUUUGCCCUCCUGAUCAUCCUGAAUUGAGCAAAGAAAAGUGUACUUACAUCUUCACACGAAGAGUUGCUAUAAGCACACUAUCACGUAAGAUUGAUCGGAAAACGAAGGACGGGAAAGGUGCUUGGGUUAUGAGCGGAUCCGAUGAAUUCAAGAUGGGAAUGAGACACAAUCUGGUUUACUAUCUUAAAGGGGGAGAUGUAAAGGGAAGGGGUCUGAAAACUGACUGGCUUAUGCAAGAAUAUGUACUACAUGCUGAUGCAAAGGGGAAGGCGGAUAAGACUAUGGCCUUGUGUCGAAUUUAUACCAGGAAUCCGAAAGAGUGUAAAGGAACAGAUGGAAGCAAAGAGGAGUUAAUGAUGAUUGAAUCAAGCCAAGAGUAUCAACAGAAGAACAUAGUUGCUCCAGAAAACAAAGAGCUUGUUUGCACGAAUCUGUACUUAGAUAGUGACGAAUCAGGCCAUGGUCAUGAUCAACUGAAGAACACAACUUCAGCAAAAGAAGAGAUUAUUUUGACUGAUUUCUUCUCAGAUAGCGUUGAAAAUCAACAGAUCACUGCUGCACCAGCGAAUGAAGAGAUUAUUCUUAUUGAUUUCUUCUCAGGUGGCGUUGAGAAUCAACAGAACGCUGCUGCACCAGCAAAUGAAAAGACUGUUUUUACUGAUUUGGGCUCAGAUGGCGUUGAGAAUCAACAGAACACUACUGCACCAGCAAAUAAAGAGAUUGUUUUUACUGAUUCGGGCUCAGAUGGCGUAGAGAAUCAACAGAACACUGCUGCACCAGCGAAUAAAGAGAUUGUAUUGACUGAUUUCUUCUCAGAUAGCGUUGAGAAUCAACAAAACACUGCUGCACCAGCAAAUGAAGAGACAGUUUUUAAUGAUUUGGGCUUAGAUGGCAUUGAGAAUCAACAGAACACUGCUGCACCAGCGAAUAAAGAGAUUGUAUUGACUGAUUUCUUCUCAGAUAGCGUUGAGAAUCAACAGAACACUGCUGCACCAGCAAAUGAAGAUAUUGUUUUUACUGAUUCGGGCUCAGAUGGCAUUGAGAAUCAACAGAACACUGCUGCACCAGCGAAUGAAGAUAUUGUUCUUACUGAUUCGGGCUCAGAUGGCAUAGAGUCAAGCCAAGGUCAUGAUCUGCCCAAGAACACUACUUCAGCAGCAGAGAAUGAUGUGGGUCUGAGUUUAAGGCUGUGUACUGGUUCGCAAAACUGACAGGUCAUGUUGAUAUGUUCAAUGCAAGGCUACAUCGCGUGAUAAUGAUUUGAAUUCUGAAGGUCUUAUAUGGAUAUUCCGAGCAUAUGUACAAGUUUUAUAGGACACAGUAACUAUAGUAACUAUACGUUUUCUUUUUGUUAAAGGUCUCUGUGUUUCUGACUUGUGAUCUUUGCCCUGUUGCAUUACCUUUUAGUUACGAAAGGAGGAGUUUUCUGUGUUGUAAAAAAAAGAAAAAAUUUAUUUCCGAGAUAGUACGUUCAUUUUGUCAU